This is a messenger RNA of Lampris incognitus (smalleye Pacific opah), 1653 nucleotides long. RefSeq names its product SH2 domain-containing protein 1A-like. The record is from RefSeq and is a predicted model, not a curated record. The transcript has 3 exons. The coding region runs from base 265 to 747 and encodes 160 amino acids. NCBI's taxonomy places the organism in Eukaryota, Metazoa, Chordata, Actinopteri, Lampriformes, Lampridae.
GAGAGAGGAACUGAGAACGUUGCCAUAAAGGUUAGAGGUUGGGCGAGAGUCGUCUUCACAACUCAGGGUUAAGAAGUCGGACAGUCAGAAGCUGGUCCGGGCUCCGGUUUCUGAAAGAAGCUCAACAACAACAACAACAACAACAACAACAAAAGAAGGCCGGCAAGCCGUCACAGAAGCAAACACCGGACAGUUGCUUCAGCCCGUUUCCCUGGGCAACGAAGACGGAGAAACCAACGGGUAAAGGGCUGAAGGGGAGGGUGGAUGAUGGAAAACCUGAACGUGUACCACGGCGCUAUUGGCAAACAUGAGGGUGAGAGGAGGCUCGCGAAGGAUGGACGGGAUGGCUCCUACCUGGUCCGCGACAGCGACAGCGUGCCGGGGGUGUACUGCCUGUGUGUGCUGUGUAGCGGGUUCGUCUACACAUACAGACUCUGCUUGGACAGUGGAGGUUCAUGGGCAGCAGAUACCGCCCCCGGGGUGCAGAAACGCUAUUUCCGGAGAGUCAAGAACUUGAUAGCAGCCUUCCAAAAGCCUGACCAAGGGAUUAUCGUACCUUUGCGCUACGCCGUCACCACCCAGACACACACUGCAGCGCAGACGCUCCCCAAUCGCUGGCCGUCACCCACAUGCAGCAGCACAAACCACCUCUGCCUCCAGCAGCAGCAGCAGCAGCAGCAGCAGCAGCAGCAGCAGCAGCCAGCCGCUCAGACACACAAAAACAAUAACAGGAAAGAAAAAUCUUAAGUAAACGUAAAGCACUCUAUCUGGCAUAAACGCCGGUGCUUUUGACUCUGAUUAUCCUUUCAUGUUGAGAAGAAAAGUGAAAAUAGCGUGAAGCACAAGUGAGGGAAAAUACUGCUCUUUGUUGCAUUUUUUGCAUGCUGUGCACGCUCUGGUGUAUUUUUUUUCAAUCCGUGUUUGGCUCUGGGGAAAGGUUGUCCAUUUCGCCAGAGCCGACUGUUGAAAUUCUGUAGAGAUAAUGCUCGUGAUAAUUAUUCCUGUACACUCCUGAUGGCCUUUGUCUCCUACUCGGGGAAUCUUGUCAUUUGCUUGCUAGACAAAACACAAGACAGACGUGGUAAUCUCGCUGUCUAACUUGCUUUCUCUCCCCCCCAGCCCCUACUCGGCUACAAGUCAUUUGUGUAAAAGGGUUAUUAUAUUGUUUUUAGUGGCGACUUGCCGAGUGCACAUCAAAUGUGUCAAGAUGCAGGGUAAGAUGCAAUUCAAGUGAUGCAUCAUAACAUCAUUAAAUGUGCAGGUAUACGCCAAGCUAGAUGGGGGGCUGUGUGUGUGUGUGUGUGUGGGGGGGGCAACCCUGAGAACAGCGCAGUAUAAACUCUAACAUUACGUUAAAAAGACAAAUCAAAACAACAAAACUAUAAUCCAUGCAAUUUUAACCCAUUAAAGUGUGUACGAGAGGGAGGCGGCAGAAUGCAUCUUUCAAGAAUUUUAAUUAUUCAGAGGCUUUGUAUUUUUCAUUGCUGCGAGGGAGGUCAAAAACAGAGGCGGUUGCUUUCUAAAGACCAUGAACAACAGGACCUUUUCUUAUUUUUUUCAUUUUGAGAAACUGCAUUUACUUUUGUUUACUGUGUAUAUAUAUAUAUAUAUAAAAUAUAUGGCCAUAAAAUCACUGACUUGACAAUAAAAAAC